Messenger RNA from Cylicocyclus nassatus, 665 nucleotides. NCBI's taxonomy places the organism in Eukaryota, Metazoa, Nematoda, Chromadorea, Rhabditida, Strongylidae. The record is from the annotation of a GenBank genome assembly.
GAACUAGCAGCCAAUAUAAAGGGCAUCGUUUUCAUUCGUACUGAUCGCCCUGCUCUUCCUGUGCUUUACGAUAACAAUGAACCGUUCGCUGUUGGACAGGCUAAGGUGCUAAAAGAGUCACCGAUCGAUAAAAUACGGAGCCGGCGUGACCAUUUACGAAAUUAUGAAAGCAGCUGAUCAGCUUGAGAAAGAGGGCAUGCACUGCUGUGUUAUCGAUCCGUUCACUAUCAAACCUUUGGAUGAAGCUACUAUUGUCAAACACGCACAACGGACGGGAGGCACGGUCCUUACGGUUGAGGAUCAUUAUCCAGCUGGAGGAAUUGGAGUAGCUGUGGCCGCUUGUGUCGCUAAGCAUGGCAUUCGCGUCAAAUCUCUAUGCGUUAAUGAUGUUCCUCGUUCUGGUAAACCCGAUGAACUGCUCGAUAUGUUUGGCAUUUCUGCUCGCCGUAUGUUGAAGCUGUCAAAAAAUACUGAACACUUCUUUAGACCGGCUGAUUUUGAGUUUAAAAGAAUUCUAUGCAGAAUCUUAACAUUACAUACCGCAGAGUUGUGUAGAGGUUUUAUUCUCGCUGUCACCUAAGGAGCACUGAUUUUUGUUGUUAAUGACUAGAGUUUAUACGAAUACACUUGAGUCUUGCUUUUGCUUGGAAAAUCAAAUAAAUAAG